Molecule: messenger RNA, 1014 nt
Organism: Diabrotica balteata
Lineage: Eukaryota; Metazoa; Arthropoda; Insecta; Coleoptera; Chrysomelidae
Source: the annotation of a GenBank genome assembly
AUGGCGGAAGCCACAGGUGCGGCAAAUGUUAAUCCCAAUGCUGAAAUUGUUCGAGGACAAAUUUUCGAAGUAGGCCCUCGGUACGCAAAUUUGGCUUACAUCGGAGAAGGAGCCUAUGGAAUGGUUGUGUCCGCCACGGAUGCAGUAACGAAAACGAAAGUGGCAAUAAAGAAGAUAUCUCCGUUCGAGCAUCAAACUUAUUGCCAAAGGACACUCAGGGAAAUCAAAAUACUCACACGUUUUAAACACGAAAAUAUAAUUGAUAUUAGAGAUAUACUUCGUGCAGCAACAAUAGAUCAAAUGAGGGAUGUAUACAUUGUACAAUGUUUGAUGGAGACUGAUUUAUAUAAACUCCUUAAAACACAGAGACUGAGUAACGAUCACAUAUGUUACUUCCUUUAUCAAAUUCUCAGAGGGCUGAAAUAUAUACAUUCGGCAAAUGUACUUCAUAGAGAUUUAAAACCAAGUAAUCUACUUCUAAAUACUACCUGUGAUCUCAAAAUAUGUGAUUUUGGGCUAGCCAGAGUAGCAGAUCCAGAACAUGAUCACACGGGAUUUUUAACAGAGUAUGUAGCUACAAGAUGGUAUAGAGCACCAGAAAUUAUGCUUAAUUCCAAAGGAUAUACAAAAUCAAUUGAUAUAUGGUCGGUGGGAUGUAUUUUAGCGGAAAUGUUAGCAAAUAGACCAAUAUUUCCUGGAAAACAUUAUUUAGAUCAAUUAAAUCACAUUCUUGGAGUCCUAGGGUCUCCCUCACAAGAAGACUUGGACUGUAUUAUUAAUGAAAAAGCAAGAAGUUACUUACAGUCUUUGCCAUAUAAACCAAAAGUUCCGUGGUCUAAAUUAUAUCCAAACGCUGAUCCCAAAGCGCUAGAUCUCUUGGAUAAAAUGUUAACUUUUAAUCCUCACAAAAGAAUAGGAGUUGAAGAAGCGUUAGCACAUCCUUAUCUUGAACAGUAUUAUGAUCCAGCCGAUGAGGUUGUAGAUGGCGCCAUACCAGACUCCAUAAGGAACUGA